AUGGCCUCUCGAGAUGAUGCCUCUGCUGCUACUACUACUACUGAUGAUGGAAGUCAGUCUGCCGAUUCCAAGGCUUUGAAGAAGAAAGAUGAUGGAUCUAUUGAUACUGCAGAUCUCAAAGAAAAGCUCGCUGAAUCUGCCAAAGAGUCUGUUGCCAUUGACACAAGAAGCACUCCUGAUCGCCCAUCCAAUCUCAGCUGGAACUUCGUCUGUAUCUUUAGCUUGAAUUGCUGCUAA
This is a messenger RNA of Seminavis robusta, 237 nucleotides long. NCBI's taxonomy places the organism in Eukaryota, Bacillariophyta, Bacillariophyceae, Naviculales, Naviculaceae. The record is from the annotation of a GenBank genome assembly.